AUGACAUUAUUGUACAGCCAAGUAGAGAAUGGUAUGAGCGAUGAGGCAGAGAUUGAGACCGCGGGCAGUCUCUAUCUACUUCGGCACGACAUUGGAAACAAAAUGAACAGCAAAUGUGAGCAAUUGGCCACCACCAUCACACGCAUGCGCAAUAACUUGGAGAAUCUAGAAAUUGCCCGGAAUACAAUCGCGAUGGCAAACGAUGAUCUGCUGGUGCUACCCAUACCACAGCUGCAUCAUGCGUCUAUUGCGAAUAUACUGCAAUGGUGGCGUCAAGUAUAUGCCGCAUACUGUGCCGAAUACACCCUAAUGGCCACUGCCGCUGACGAGAUCGUACGGCACUCGCAUGCCACAUCUCAGGAGAUUGCGCAUGUGCAGCUCCUCUCUAUACUCAGCCACCCGUUUCUGGCAACCCCGGCGCUGAGGCAAACACGGGGCUUGUUGCAUGCUGUGAUACUGCCCGAUUCUGAUAACACUGUCAGUUAGCCACUUGUUGAAGUUCUUGGUAAAUACUAUGAGUACACAUUUACCCUUGCAAGUGUAUGAGGCAACAGCCGAGAUCCCUCGAAACAGACUCAAUACUACCUCGUGUGCUGGAAGUGCUGCAUGCCGCCUUCGCGAAUGAUCGAAGAGUGCAUCAGCCCCGCAUUAGACAGAUAUACCCCUCUAGUAGAUGGUUAUAAGAUUUUGACUUCGAAAAGCAGAGAAAGAAGCAGAAAAUUCCGCUGCUGAGCUAGUGUUGCGUGGUGUAAAACAGAUCGAUACAGAAAACGCGCGAGAAGCUAAAGUCACAAAGAAGCUAACAUCACAAAUAUUGUAGGCAGUACAUGGCAGAUAUUAACAUCUGCACAUACCGUCAUUUUCUGGCAUGAUAGGGACGAAAUGUCUUAAUGAUAAUAAAGCAG
This is a messenger RNA of Sphaeroforma arctica JP610, 905 nucleotides long. RefSeq lists its product as hypothetical. The record is from RefSeq and is a predicted model, not a curated record. The transcript has 3 exons. The coding region runs from base 1 to 486 and encodes 161 amino acids. Lineage: Eukaryota; Ichthyosporea; Ichthyophonida.